Pseudovirgaria hyperparasitica is the source of this 1901-nucleotide messenger RNA. RefSeq lists its product as uncharacterized. The coding region runs from base 150 to 1655 and encodes 501 amino acids. The transcript has a single exon. The record is from RefSeq and is a predicted model, not a curated record. NCBI's taxonomy places the organism in Eukaryota, Fungi, Ascomycota, Dothideomycetes, Acrospermales, Acrospermaceae.
CAAAUUCAAACUCCAGUCAAUCUAUAAGAGACCACGGCGCAUUGAGUAUUCGAUACAAAUCCGACUCAAUGGUUGUCCAACUUCAUUCAAUUUGGAGGGCGAAGACUUGAUCUUCGGGUCGACCUACAUUAUCACAUAUCGUAUCCACCAUGCUCACCAUGCAUUCUAACAUGUCGGAACAGUCCAUCUUGCAGUCCAAAAAGUCAUCUUUCAGUCUACGCAGGAUUUUCAAGUCAGAUAAACACUCUGCGAAAGAUCCCGGAGGCCAAUCUCAAAGCGGCAAACUGCGCAAGAAGAACCUGCCGGCGCCAGUGUCGAGUCAAGCAAAUGAUCUCGGAGAACGACACGAAUAUGCGAUAUUCAACGAUAACCCAUCAAAUGAGUAUUCUCGCCCUCAAAUUAAAGACUCUGGUGAUGUAAUGCAUGGGCUCGCACAUCGCGACUUUCUUCAUGACGAUGAUGAUGAACCCCCUCCCAAGGACCACUUCUCGCCAAACGCUCGACGGCGGAAGCGUCAAGGUAUGCUCGUAUCCCCAGAGCACGAAAAACGCAUUGCGUCUCUCCCACCAGAGGUUUGGAAGCGUAUUGCACUUUUCCUCAACCCCAUCGACGCUGUCAAUCUCGCCAUAUCCAACAAAACCCUCUACACAAAACUUGGCCUGAUGCCUUUCGAAAUGUUCAACUCCAUAGAACACCGUCACUUCAAACAUGCCUUCCUACACGCCCUCGAUGAGCAAUACCCGGGCCAUCUGCUUUGCUUCCCCUGCAGCAAGUACCACAAACGCCUGCACCCAGGCAAGGAAACGCUCAAAAUCGAAUACGUCAACAACCCUAUCUUCGCCUGCCCGAACAUAAACUCCUCUGUCCUGCCUCGCAUGCGGCUCACGCACGCCCGCGAGCUGCCCUACGCAUACAUCCAACUUGUCCUUCGCGCCGCAAAACACACACCAUCCUACGGCAUCUCCAUCGACGCACUCUCAAAGCGCUGGCGUCAUGCCGGCUGGACGCACCGCACGCGCUUCCUAAUCCACGACGGCCGCCUCCUGAUGCGCGUCAUCAGCCGCGCAUUCACACUCCCGGCGCGCGACAUGACCGAGACCAGCAUGCGGCACAUCCUGUACGACCGCGAGGAGUACAUGCCCUUCUUCAGCGUGUGCGCCCACUGGCGCGACGGCCUGCUCAUGCCCACGUGUAAAUGUAUGAUGUCGCAUGUCCCCGCUCCGCCUGAGAGCAUCUACCAGCAGCUACAGAAGGCGCCCACGUUCUCGCGCGAGCGCGCUAAUCCGGGCUUGAUCGUGCGUGGCUGUGAUACCUGUCGCCCUGCACGGAGAUGUCCUGAGUGUCCCACCGAGUACCUGGUCGAGAUCAAUAUGGUCGAGGAUCCGAGUGAUCCCGUGCAGAAAUUCAAGCAUGCGAUUGUCGUCACGCGCUGGAGUGAUCUAGGCGAUGGGCGUAGUCCGUAUACGAGUCCGGAGUGGGUUGCCAUAAAUGGGCUAGAGAGCCAGGAGCGCUUUGAUAGUUUCUCGCAUUAUGGCCGCAGGGCUGUCGGUGGCGUUUUUGAGAGUAAGGUUAGCGGCCAGGUGCCGGCGAUGAGGUUAUUGAGUCUGAAUCCAAAGAAUGUGAAGAAGGGCGAAGAAGGGGACGGCUGGUAUUAGGGGAGAUAUUAGGCUCAAGAAUAGUAUAUCAUGUUGCAACGGAACAUGUUGCGCGUGUAUGCGGACGCUCGUGGGAUAGAGAUUUCACUUAUUGUAUUCACGUCUAAGAUCGCGGCCAGCGCCCUCAGUGAUUUAAUACUCACAGUCGACUAACGCUAUUAACGAUCAUACGUAUGUUCGCCCUGAAGAUUGGAGUUUCUAUGCACAAACUCCUCAAGAUCAAAAGCAAUCGUAGCCGAUUGUAUC